AUGGGAAUACCUCUGUUGAGGCGGCCGUCACGGUGGCGAGCGAAUGCAGUGGCGGCAAUGGCUGGAUUGCCAGAUCGGCCUUUGAUCAUCCACUCUAGCCCGUGGUCGUUCCGCGUGGCUGAUUGGACGACCAUGGAAGAAUGCGCGCUUUUUGCUAUAAAUUUACCGUUUACAAACGUUCAGCCGAACGAAACGGACCGGCCCCGGAAGCGGUUACAUCGUUUGGCCAUUCAAUCUCUAUUCCGACCGCGAGCGUUCGCCGAGCAGACCGCUGUCACGACAUGCCCUCGACAGGGUGGCAGGACCAGCAAGGUCGUGGCCGAGAGGCCGUCGGUCGCUGCGGUGACGGGGCCCCUGCACCUGCGCGCGCCUGCCCGUUUCCGGUCGCCAUGGUCAGACCGAAGCGACCAGUCGCCGUGCAACUCGCCCAUCCCUAAGACGUAUCCGGAUCCGCUGGUCAAAAUUGAUCUUCUGGGAGGGGCAACAACACAUGGCGGCGGCGACGAUCAAUGGCGAUUGACGCAUCGACCUGCGCGCGGCAUUUCUGGCAGCGGCCGGUCUUGGCUGGAGCAUAGGCGCGUUCGCCCAGACAAAGGCCGCCGAUACCAACGAGACCAUCGUCGUCACGGGGAAGAUUGGAGGACGCAACCGCAGGAACUGUCGGGCACGGCCAUGACCGGUCACCGUGGACGCCACGGCGAUCAGGGGAACGCAGGCGCCGUCGAUCUGACCGCAGCGUUGCAGAAAGCGUUCCGGCCUCUAUAUCCGCAGCCAGUCCGGCCCGUUCAGUUACGCCGAUUUGAGCCUGCAGGGAUCGCGCAGCGGGGACGUUUGUGGACUGGGACGGUAUCCGUCUCAACAAUCAGCUGUACGGCGACGCUGCCGACCGACCUUACGCUGCCGGCAAGCAUGAUCGAUGGGAUUGAGGUACUGAAAGGGGGCGAGCCUGUUCUACGGCACGCAAGCGGCGGGCGGGGUUAUCAACGUCGUGACCCGCGGCUUCAGCAAGCACGUUCGACGGUCAGCUCAACGCCAGCGUCGAUACCUUCGGCGGCAAUGCCGUCGACGGUUUUGCGCGCGCGCGAUCGGCGAUCAUCGUUUCGUGGCAUAUGCCACGCAUAA
This is a messenger RNA of Acanthosepion pharaonis, 1122 nucleotides long. Lineage: Eukaryota; Metazoa; Mollusca; Cephalopoda; Sepiida; Sepiidae. The record is from the annotation of a GenBank genome assembly.